Messenger RNA from Porites lobata, 387 nucleotides. NCBI's taxonomy places the organism in Eukaryota, Metazoa, Cnidaria, Anthozoa, Scleractinia, Poritidae. The record is from the annotation of a GenBank genome assembly.
AUGGUCUUAAACGUAUGUUUUGCGCUCCUUGAGAUUUUUUUCACCUGCAUGUUAAUUUUCUGUUUUAUUUCCGUGGUAACAGUUGUAUACAAGCAAACUCGCUCAUCAGCCAUCUUGGCAAAACAGUUACGUUUCAACCACAGCGGUUUGACAAUCAACACACAUGAUAAAUCCGCAGUUGUGAUGUUGGCAAUUGUCGUAGGCUUCGCUCUAGUUUGUUUCGCAGUUUACUUUCGCUGUACCCUUCUCAUGUUUUUGGGAAAGAACUCUUCGUGUCCAAGUGACGUGAAAUAUAAAAUACCUAUGUUAGUUCUAAACUCUGCAAUUAACCCCUUGGCAUAUGCUUUCUUCAAGCGUGACAUUAAAAGGGCACUACAAGGAAAAUAG